GGCCCGGCCAGUCCCCCCGCGGGUCCUCCCGGGUGCCUUGCCGGUAGCCGCGGGGAGCCCGGCGCCCAGCUCCCCGGCGGGGCGCGCUCACCCGGUCCACCCUCGGCCCGGGUUCUCGCCGCGCGGUCCGGCGAGGGCGCCGGGGGAGCGGCGGCCCGACGGCUCCGGUUCCGGUCACUCGACGGUCAGCCCGGAGAGCGGCGGCCCCCAGGUCGGCCCGGCCGCCCAGACGAGGACCGGCGGACCCCGGGACCCCCGACUCCCGGGCGGAGCCUCUCCGAGGCGCGGAAGAGGGCCGAUAGCCAAGCGGGCCGCCGCCAAGCACCCUGGCCCUGAAUGAGGAGGAGGAGGAGGAGGAGGACGCCGCCGCCGCCGCCGCCCCUCUCGCCCUGAGCCCCCCGCGCGGCCCGUCGCGCUCCAGCCCAGAGCGGGCCCGUGGAGGAGCCAGGCCGCCUCCACCGGAGUGGUUCUCCCCGGCGAUGGGCGGCCGCCGGGGGCCGGCGGGGACGGACGGACGCCGGAGCCCGGCCGGGCCGCCGUGGUGAUGACCCCGACCCGAACCCUCGCCCACCGGCCUGCCGCCCCCCUACCUCGCGGGACCUCGGACCCUGAGCCGCUCUCUCCGGGGAAGAUGAGUCAAGGAGCCACCCUGUUCUCUCACGGAGUCGUGGGGAUUUCGGACGCAGAAGCCGACCGGUGGAGGGACCGCGACGGGCGCUGCCCCCUUCGGCUCGACCGGCCCGGCCCCGGGGUCUGGGACCGCCUACCCGUCCCGGGAGCGGACCCCCCGCCCUGGGGGGAGGAGGCCGCGGCCGCCACCUGCUCCGUCACCAGCCUGAUCGGGGACCUGAGCCUGAGCGACCCCCCGGCCCCGCCCGCCCCCUCGGCACCCCCCAGCAAGCGGCCGUGCCGGCCGCUCUCCUUCUCCGACGAGACGUCCGGCUGUCGGGUGGCGUGGAGGCCGUUGGGCUCCCGGGUCUGGACUCCGGUGGAGAAGCGGCGGUGUCUCAGCGGGGGCAGCGUCCAGCGCCGGGGCGGGGGCGGCGGAGCCAUGCGGCGGAGCUCCAGCUUCAGCCUGCCCUCCGGGGCCGGCCCGCUCUCCUCGGCCCGGGACCGGCCCGGCCGGCCCCUGGGCCAGGGCCCCCCGGGGGGACGCCGGGCAGAGCUGCAGCGGUCCCUGUCCUGCUCCCACGAGCCGCUGUCCGCGCCGGAGUGGCCGCCGUCGCCCGGCGGCACGCCGGCCUCCACCCCCGAGGCGGCCCGGCGCUCGGCCGGGCUGGCCCGCAGCCGCUCCCAGCCCUGCGUCCACCACGACAGGAAGGCCGGGAUCAAGCGCCGCAGGCCGGCGGGCACCUGGGGGCCGAGGCCGUCGCUGGACCUGGCCAAGAUGACCCAGAACUGUCAGACGUUCAACAGCCUCUGCUGCCUUAGGUCCCCGGGGGAUGACCGCCGCCCUCAGACUCGGGCGCCCCCCGGCCCCGGCGCCACGCCGCCCUGGGCGGCCCCGCCACCUGCCUCCCAGCGCGCCCGGGCCCAGACUCCGGCCGGAACGCCACCCGCCGACCCUCGAGGCCGCGGCGGCGGGGAGCGUGCGGCCUCCCGGGACGGCCCGGCCGACGAGGAGCCGGUCCGCCGCGCCGUCGCAGGCCGGCGCGGGGGGGCGGGGGGCCGGCCCGGGGCCACCUGGAGCGAAGGCCGCCCCGGCGGGGACGCCGUCUUUCCGCUGGACGAUUGUGAGCCUCACGUGGGACCUGGUCAUCUUAGCGCUCAGUACAGUGCUCGACACAUACGUCCUCCUGUUUACAGUCCCUUGGCGUCGGCUCCCGUGGCCGGAGUUACACGUAUUCCCGACCGUCCCGUGGCCUGCGUUCCCGUGCCCGGAGAGGAGCUGAGCGCGUUCAAGCCCCGCAGGGAGAGCCGAGCAGGACGGGAACUCAGCCGCUUCCGCUCAGCACUGAGUGAAGUGCCUUGCACACAGUAAGGGCUCAAUUCAUAGAAUUGAUGGAUUGAUCGACCAGAGAGCUGCAGCCAGAAAGCCACGAUCAGAGGGCCGAGGCCAGAGAGCCGGGGUCGGAAAGUCACCGUCAGAGAGCCGUGGCCGGAGAAGCGUGACCAGAGGGCUGCGGCCAGAGAGCCGGGGAGAGGGCCGUGAUCGGAGAGCCGGGACCGGAGAGCAGCCGCCAGGGAGCCGGAACCGGAGAGACCCGCGGUCAGAGAGCCGGGAGCGGAGAGACGCGGUCGGAGAGACAGGAUCCGAGGGCCGGGUUGGGUGUCUGUGGUGAUUUCUGCAGUAGGUGUGGCUGCGGCUCCUCGCUCCACCAGCUCCCCUCCUCCCUCGAGGCUCUGGUUUUGGGGGCCCUGCUUGGUUGUACACGCUUAGGUGCAUAGUCCGGGUGGGGCGAUAUUUUAUUCGUAGGGUUUCUAGGACUCAGAAGGAUAACCAAAAUAACAACUCUGCUGUUUAUUAAACGCUUACUGAGGGCGA
Messenger RNA from Ornithorhynchus anatinus (platypus), 2485 nucleotides. RefSeq names its product family with sequence similarity 53 member B (gene FAM53B). Gene Ontology annotation, cellular component: nucleus. Bases 545 to 1981 code for a protein of 478 amino acids. Lineage: Eukaryota; Metazoa; Chordata; Mammalia; Monotremata; Ornithorhynchidae. The transcript is spliced from 9 exons. The record is from RefSeq and is a predicted model, not a curated record. Gene Ontology annotation, biological process: positive regulation of canonical Wnt signaling pathway; protein import into nucleus.